AUGAAAGGUCCUAAUCGCAACGAUGAUUCCCAACUUCGAAUGGGUCGUUUCGGAGCUAUUGAAUUCCGAAAUCCCACUGGAUCCAGAGGUUGGCUAUACAUUACCGGUGCAUGGGGGUUCAGAGAUCACAAUGGAUCUUGUAUCAAGGUGGGAAUGAUGGGCAACCUUUACCAAAGAGGUGCUACCCAUUAUAAAGCUACAAAGGGAACCGGAGGAAAUGUAUCCUUCUACGAUGGAUCAGGGGUCUUCAUCCAGAUAGAAAAACAUGGAUCCAAAACCUUCAGAGAUAGUCAAGGGUAUACCACAACUAUCGACAAAGAUGGAACCGUUUCAUUCGACGGGUUCCCGGAGAAUGAUAAGUCCUCUUCUCCGAACAACAACUCCUCUGCUAGAAGGGCCUCUGUUCACCAACAGCAGUUCAUAGUAGACCGCUCUCCACCUCCAACUUCCGUGAGUCCGGUCAGUGGCCAAUCUAGGAGCCACCACGAACGACCACUUCCUGAGAGUCCACCUCGAUCAGUCUCUCAAUCCAGAACUACCACUGCCAGUCCUGGAAGAGCGAGCACCUAUCGAAGUGAAGAGAACACACAUGCCGAAUAUCACCGACAGCAAAGCGGUUGCUGUUUCCCUGGUCUCAGAAGGAGAAGGAGAUUUAGCAGAGGUUUCAGCGAGAAGAACUACUGA
Messenger RNA from Kwoniella shivajii, 684 nucleotides. RefSeq lists its product as uncharacterized. Bases 1 to 684 code for a protein of 227 amino acids. Lineage: Eukaryota; Fungi; Basidiomycota; Tremellomycetes; Tremellales; Cryptococcaceae. The record is from RefSeq and is a predicted model, not a curated record. The transcript has 4 exons.